UUUGCUUUCACUUUUCAUGCAACAAUUUGUUUCAUUAUCGCAACAUACCCUUUUUUCUAUAUCACAACCAUCGGCGGCGCACUCAACGUGCUAUGCUUCCAAAAGGCAUUUUGGCUGGCAUAGCUUUUUGCUUGUUUUUUUUAUCUCUUUUGUUCACUGCAACACUGCAUCCCAUCAUCUGGGUGUUUGGAGGCUUCAUACCUUACCUAAUGUGUGAGAUCAGUCGAGAGAGCGAGAGAGAGCUGGGUCUCCGACACGAAGACCAUGUAUUAAUCACAUGUACUGUAACACCUGGUGCAGCCGCGGGCGACCAUAUAUCCGGGGGACAAUGGAUCUACAAAUGGGAGUUGAAUGGAUGGGAAAGGGCCCUAAUGGGAAGGAGGGGAACAUUUCGGGCUGGCUCGGCUGGGAGGGGAAGGAAAAGGAAAGGGAAAGUCAACUAACAAAGGAAAAAGCAAUUCACAAAUGAGUAUCAAGAGUAACAUAUUACCAAGUCAAAACCGAUUGGCCAGUUCA
Neurospora tetraspora is the source of this 516-nucleotide messenger RNA. RefSeq lists its product as uncharacterized. The coding region runs from base 93 to 443 and encodes 116 amino acids. NCBI's taxonomy places the organism in Eukaryota, Fungi, Ascomycota, Sordariomycetes, Sordariales, Sordariaceae. The record is from RefSeq and is a predicted model, not a curated record. The transcript has a single exon.